GGAGAGGAAUAAUAGUAAUGAUAAUUGUGUAUAUAUAUAUUUACAAAACAAGUGAUGCACAAUGCAAUUGCUCACCUCCUGCAAGCUGAUGCCCAGCCAGUUCACAUGAUGCCUUACGAUAUGGAAUAUCCCUUCUGACAGUUUAGGUCUGUUGUCACAGUUCUGUCUCCUCCCAGCUCCAUGUUCACCCCAGAUCCUUUGCUGUCAGGGCAAUAUGAGAAGCUCAGAACUGAAAUAUCUUUGGCUCUGCACAGCACUAAAGCAUUGGUGUGUUAUAGUGCUCUUCUAUAAAGUGCUAUUUUCCUGGGGAGUCCAUCCAACCUCUAAAAAAGACUGAAACUGUGCAAUUAUUCUGGGGGUUUAUGCAUUGCUUGAAAACAAGACCAGCACUCAUGGCAGCAAUAGUCUUUCUGUGGUUCCAGUAUCAGUUUCUUCUGCGAUACGUAUGUUCUGUGACAUUGAGCUGCUUUGCUAUUCUGAAAUACGUAAAUUAGACCAGAAAACUCAGCUAAAUAAUGCAAGAAUCAGUCUUCACAAGAUUAUACGGCAAACUAAAAUGCUUUCUUUUACUUAGCUCAGGCACUUCAGCAAUUCCCUACAUAUGUACCUGCACUACUUCCAAAUCUGUAGGGCACUGGGGAGACAAAAAUCUUAAUUAAUCAAGUGACUAAAAUAGUAAUUUCACUUUGGAGUUACAUGUGAGAUCUUGAUCAUUAAUACAGACUGGAGACUGAAUUCUGGGCAGUGACAUAGAAGAUAUGUUUGUAAUAAGAAAAAAAAAAGUGUUCAUUUAAGUCUUAUGAGCAGCAGAGCCUGAUUUAUACUCCUCCUAGGGCAGAGUUUGCCUAAUGAAGGUGAAGAGCCUUGGGUGGUGUCAGGAAGUAGUAGGUUUUAUUAUGCUUGUUUUAGUGCAGGGUGCUGCCAGCUAAAAAGCAGGAUUUCUCCUAUCUGUCUUGAGGCACAAGUGAUAAUCCCUUUCCUUGGCGUGUCCAUGCAGAGUGCAGCACUAUCACGAUCACUCUGUGUAAGAGGCUUAUUUUGCCUCUGAGUGUUGCUGCAGUUUUUCUGUGUGUGUUCCCCAGUACCUCAGAACAAACCACGACCACAACACUUCAGCACAGCAGUAUGAGGAUGUGGCUACAGCUUGAUAAAGUUCCUGUAUUUCCUUGGAACAUCUGAGCACUAAUACAAGUGUUAACAUUUUUCAUGUUGCAAAAUCCAUGACCAUAGAAAGUAUCAGCCGUAUUUGACAACUGAGAGAGUAGUUAUAGCAAGAUCAAUUGUCUUGCUCAACGUCACCCAGAAACUGUGGGAAUUAAAACCAGAUUCCUUCACAUGGGCCCAAACACGAGACAUUCUUUCCUCUCUCGUGUCUGAGUCUCAAGAUUUUUCAGGAUGUUUCUGAGGCCUUCCACAGCUGAUGAAUCUGUCUGGCUAUGUCUGUCAUGCAAAUGCAGCCAGUGCCAUGUGUUAGCCAGAAGUCUGAGCCAGGCACAAGGCAGCAGGAUGUUUUUGCUCCUGAUCCUGAUCUGAUAGCCUCUUUACCCCGACAUUUUUGCCUUUAUUCAGGAUCUCCUGGAAUAGUGGGUUUUGCUUUGUGCUGGAUGGCUGCUAGUGAUAUGGAUUCCCUAAACAUUUGCUGCACACAAUGAAAAUAAAUUUCUUCUAAAGGUCCUUGCCACAACCACUACUAAAAAAUAAAUACACGAGUCAAACCACAAUUGAGAGAAGAUUUGAGAAGCAGAAAAGAUGCAGAGCAAAGACAGCAGUCCACCAGACGGUGGCUAUGGAUGGGUUGUGGUAGUGUCAGCCUUCAUAGUGAUGGGCCUCACUGCUGCUGUCCUCAAGACUUUCGGACUCUUCUUUGUUGAAAUCCAGGAGCACUUUGAUGAACUUGCAAGCACCAUUUCUUGGAUCACUUCAGUAACUAUUGCCACCUUUCAUUUAGGAGCCCCUGUUGCCAGCUCGCUAUGUGUAAAAUACACCCAUCGUGCAGUUGUGAUCACUGGAGGACUCCUUGCAUUUUCAGGAAUGGCACUGGGAUGUCUUGGGCUCAACAUGAUCUGGAUGUAUGCAACAACUGGAUUCCUACAGGGACUUGGGAUUUCCUUUUCAUGGACACCAGCCAUCAGCAUUGUUAGCCAUUAUUUUUCCAAGAAAAGAGCUCUGGCCAAUGCUAUCGCCAGCGCUGGGGAAUGUGCGUUUGCUUUUACAUUUGGGCCAUUUUUCCAGUGGUUGAUUGGUCAGUAUGGAUGGAAAGGUGCCCUCUUGAUCAUAGGUGGCACCCAACUCAACAUCUGUGUCUGUGGAAUACUGAUGCGACCCCUGACAAGCAGAUGCCGCCCUGAAGUGAGCCAUCCUGAACCACCACCACCAGGCAAUGGUGCAUCUAAGAGAGACAAAGAAGGGAAGUCUACCAUCACACACAGAACCUUCAACUGGAUGCUUUUGAGGAGAGCAGAAUUUGUGCUUUAUGCCAUGUUUGGCAUACUAGCUGCAAUGAGCUUUUUUGUUCCUCCAUUAUUUUUAGUUCCACUCAGCUACAGCCUGGGAAUAGACGAAUCUUGGACUGCAUCUCUCCUGUCCAUUUUGGCUAUGGUGGAUUUUGCAGGUAGACUGCUAUGUGGCUGGUAUGCCAAUCUCCACCUUACGAAGACUAUUCACUUACUGACAAUGACAAUUACCUUGAUCAGUACCUCCUUGAUGCUUCUGCCACUGGCUAACAAUUACCUGUCCUUGGCAAUAUUCACUGGCUUCUAUGGAUUCUUCUUUGGCACAACAGUUGCUGUUCACAUUACGGUGCUAGCAGAAGUUGUGGGCAUGUCAGAUUUUGACAGUGCUUUAGGGCUUUUCAUGCUGAUUCGAAGCUCUGGAGGAUUUCUGGGGCCUCCGCUUGCAGGUCUCAUUGUGGACAUGGCUGGAGACUACAGAGCAGGCUUCUACAUGGCAGGAGCCACUCUCAUCCUAGCUGCUGUAUUCUUAAUUGUUUUAGAUCAAUUUCAACAAAGAAGUGAAAGAGGAAGCCACACUAAUACUAAAUCAGAGAAGUCACCAUUACCUUACACCUCCUUCCAUUUCCUGAAACUUCAGAAAAGGAGGUACCAAGACCAUGAUGUAGUGGUGUGACAACAUUGGACAUCAUGCAACUUAGAAUUAUGGAAGUGCUUUGUUUUCGUGAAAGCCAGUAUCAGUAGGAUUUUAAAUGAUGGGUGUGUUGAAUUAGAUUGUUUAAAACAGAAGAAGAAAGUCAUUAGUUUACAAGCAGACAAUACCUAUAACCACUGUCACAAUGUUAUUUUGAUGCUGCAGUUGCAUUUUGCCUUUACAGGUCUUCAACAGAGCCCCACAAGGCUGUGAUAGGGAAGCUAUGAUCUAAACAAAAUUACCAUGAAGUGUGUAUGCAGCAGACAGAAACAUUCCCCUCAAACUACAGACCAGAGCCAUCACUUUAAAAUAGAAAAAGGCAGCAGCUUGCAGAUGUUUAGCCUGGAAAGCAGUAUUCAGAAUGACCAUUGAACAGGCUGGAUAUGAAAUGAAUUUACACUUACUCUACAGAGCAGGCCUGGAAUCUAAAUAAACUUCAUAAAUGGAGAAAAUCACAUCAAUAGUAUAAUUCAGCAAAGAGAAAUGUAGUCCUGAGUAUCAGAAGCCGUGAUAAAAGCGCACUUACAUAAGAUGGAGAAGGACUGACAAUUAACAGUAGAAGACCUAAAGUUUUGUUGGACUUCAAACCAAGUAAGACUCUCAAAUGUAACAGUGUAUUAAAACUAGUAAAUAUCUCUUUGUGCAGUUGUAUGAUAGAUGAGAAAACAAUGCUUGCAAGGCUUUAAACAGAAUGGGUACAUAAAAUUCAAAGAUUGAAGUGUAGCAAGAAUGAUAAAGGUUGAAAAUAAAAUGCCAAAAGAAAAAGUUUGUCCCAUCUAGAAAUAAAAUGUUAUUCUGAAAACAAAAAUAGUCAAGCUACUCUACAUUUAUAGCUGCUUCAUUUAUGAACUUCAGAAUGUUUCUCUCUUCAAACAUUCAAUCUGUGUAGCCAUGAUUAACAUCAGCUGCUCAUCUAAAAUAACUAUUUCUUGUCCCAUGAAAAUUAACUCAAGAUUUUAAUUUAAUUCACAGGAAAUUAGCUCAGCUACUCAUAAAACAAUGACCUGCAAGGGCUUGGCUGCAGAGCACACAGUGGAAGGGAUGUAGCCUACAGUGUGAGGUCUGUAGCAAGGACUAGGAGCUUCCAGAAAAAUAAAGUUUCAUUUAUGUCAGUUUUGUCAAUUUAAAACUUAGAUUUCUUUGGUCACUGCAGUGUUCUGAUAUUCAAAAAACCUCUUCAUUUUUAUUUCUAUUUCUUUUCAUUUGAAGCAGAGGGGAAGUGUUGGAGAGGAAAAAUAAUGGGGAGACAUUUAAUAUAGGACGUUUCCUUUCUAUUAUAAUUCAGUAUUUUCUAUUAAAGUUGU
Messenger RNA from Coturnix japonica (Japanese quail), 4448 nucleotides. RefSeq names its product monocarboxylate transporter 13-like. Gene Ontology annotation, molecular function: monocarboxylic acid transmembrane transporter activity. Gene Ontology annotation, biological process: monocarboxylic acid transport; transmembrane transport. The record is from RefSeq and is a predicted model, not a curated record. Lineage: Eukaryota; Metazoa; Chordata; Aves; Galliformes; Phasianidae.